Lineus longissimus is the source of this 462-nucleotide messenger RNA. Its product is annotated as HAUS augmin-like complex subunit 3. Gene Ontology annotation, biological process: centrosome cycle; spindle assembly. Lineage: Eukaryota; Metazoa; Nemertea; Pilidiophora; Heteronemertea; Lineidae. The coding region runs from base 55 to 462 and encodes 135 amino acids. Gene Ontology annotation, cellular component: centrosome; mitotic spindle; HAUS complex. The transcript is spliced from 4 exons. The record is from RefSeq and is a predicted model, not a curated record.
GAGAUAAGUGAUCCUAGUAGUCUACUCAUCAAAGGAGAAAAUGUAAAAGUCAGCAUGGCUGACUGUAAGGAGUUGGCAAGGUUGCAAACCAUCUACCCAAAGAGCGAAUACCAAAGAAUUGAUGCCACGGUAGAAGAGAAAAGUUUGACAGUGUUAUGUAAUUAUGUCAAAGAUCAGAGUCAUUCGUUGAUGUUGAAACCCUAUCCUUCUGAUGUGGAAGAACUGAGUCACAGACUCCACAACAAACAGAAAAUUGUUUCAAAAUUGAAGCAGGAGUUGACCACGUCAGCAGAGGACCAUGUGCCUAGAUUACUGAGAGAGAGUGCCACAAGUCAGGUGAACAGAAUCCUUCAGGGAGAUUAUGACCUAAAGGUUGCUAGACAAGACUACUUUAUUUUGAAUCAGGACAAGGUGACAGAGACCAACUUUCGACCUUAUAUCAUUCCUGGUUUCGCCACCUGA